Amoebophrya sp. A25 is the source of this 6001-nucleotide messenger RNA. NCBI's taxonomy places the organism in Eukaryota, Dinophyceae, Syndiniales, Amoebophryaceae. The record is from the annotation of a GenBank genome assembly.
AGCCAAGGAAAGGGUCCCAACAGCGUCGCAGUCUACACCGAACAGCGUCACAGCCUAGUGCUCAAGCGUCGAAGCCAGUCGAAUUCGUCCUUAUCGAUGUGGUUGACACCUUGACUGGCGAGAAAGGCACAGUGCGAGCGGCGCAUGUAGUGAUCGCAGGAGGAGGCUGGACAGGUCCUUUGUUGAAGAGCAUGGGCCAUCGACACGUGAAAACGCAGAUAGGUGUCUUUACUUGCCCAAGUUACGACGUCAAUGUGCAGAAAAGCAAGCCUAGCGCUGGAUCCAAAACAACGCCAGCAAGCAAGAACGCCAAGACCUCUGCUGCAGAGAAUGCUCUACCCCCUCUCUCAGUGGAAAAUAAAUGCCCGCUUUUCGCUAUGCCAGGUGCAAGAAUCUAUGGCUUCCCCAUGGCCGCAAAUCACAACGGACACCAGGUAAAAUUUUCAUUCAUGUUCUUGAUUGCGAUGGUAAUUAUGGUUAUUUUUAUCAAUUAGAAAUUCCUAUUGAUUAUACUCAGGCUUAUGUGGAUCAAGAAUGCCCGUCCGUCCCAACUACGGAUCCUUUCCAGGUAAUGUCCAUUCGACCCAACUACCCAUCGUUUGCUUGCAACGACCCCGAAAAUCACACGCACUCUGAAGAACACAUAGAAGCAGUCGGAUCUUUCCUGAAGGAGCAUAUCAAGCCAUCUGCGAUGGUUUCAACUAAGCCGAUCGCCUCCUACACCUGCCGUUACCCGCAACUGGCCAUAGGUAAUAUAGUUUGUUAAAGAUGCUUGAAACAUGAAAUAUGAAGCCAUAGCCAACUACUGUUUGGUACUAAGUCUACAUGAAAUCUUUCUACUAUCCAUAAGAACACCUUUAUUCUAGUUUCAUAAGAACACCUUUCUACUAUCCUCCAUAAGAACACCUCCUCUAUUCUAGUUUCAAUUUUCCUAAUUUAUUCCUAAUUUCCUAAUUAUAGCCACAACAUGAAUUGUUCCUGAUUUCCUAAGGUCCCGAGGGUAAAUUCGGUGCUGUUUUGGAUUUCGUUCCAGGAUAUGAGAGUCGUGUCGUUUUAGCCUCCGGCUUUGACGGCUACGGUUUCAAAUACGGUUCUUUGUACGGUAAAGAAGUGCUUGACCUGCUGGCUACGCAUACGCGAGUGGCAGGCCUCGAGUGGGAGAAGAAACCUGCUGAGAACGCGAUCUUGAGGGCACUCCACAACGUGAUCGACCUUCUGCUCAAAGCAGCAGGCGGUGACGACGGUGAGGCGGUGACGACGACUGGCGCGGGAGAAGAAGUGCGAACGGCAGAGGAGAUUGCGGAAGUAGAGGCGAUGUAUCAGCGAAAGAAGAAAGAGACAGUCGCCAGUUGCUUCACGGGAUGCCAGCGAUGCUGUCUCGCAGCACUGUUCGUCUGUUUGUUUUUCAGUGCCGCUAGCGCGCGGUACUGGCAGGGGCUAAUGCUCCUCGCACUGAAUGUCGCGUACACGUUUGGCAGCGAGGUCGCUUUUCGCACACCGCAGAACGCAGAGGACUGGAGGCGCGCAGCGCUGAUCUGGGCAGUGCACUACGCAUGGACUUUGGGAGGCCCGUUGUUGACGUACUUCGUCGCAUCUUCUUUGCUUCUAUCAGGCGUCGAUACAGAACUUUCAGGAACGUCAGAUCGACUAUCGGCAGCGCUACUGUUCCUGGCAGUGGUUUUGACGAGUUUAGGAACGUAUGUGCGCUAUCGCAGCAUGGACGAAUGCGACCACUAUGACCGUUCCGCCAGAGGAAUUGCGCUUAGUGACGAUACCUACUCAGAUUUGAAGAGUAAACAAACAACGACAAAGAGCUCUUCAGCCGCAAGGGAUCAGAACAACAGGAAAGAAACUCAAACUUCUUCUAGCACAACUGCCGCUGCAGAUUGCCUAGAUAAGAGAGAAGUCCUUACGAAGACGGGCAUUUACGGUUGCUGCAGGCACCCAGGUUUCGCAGCGCACAUUCUCGACGCUACUAGUUUGGCUCUGCUUCUCGGAAGUUGGUCAUUGGCAGUAUCGGCAGAGGUUGCGUCAGCUGACGUGGGCCAGUUGUCGUUUGGCACUUACUUGAUGCGAACAAGCGUUUUUGCAGUAUUUUUGCCUUGCUUGCACGCGGCGAUUGCAUAUGGAAUUUUCGUGUAUUCAGCAAACGACGAAGAGAAAUCCUUCAUGAGCACAGAGGAAUUCAAAGUGGCGUACGAGGAAUACAGUUAUGAAAAGGACUACUGAGAAUUAUUUGAAUUCAUGCAGCUCUGAUAGUGAUAUUGUCUUGUCAUAGAUAAGUCACUGGGUUUGGAGGUUUUUCUUCUCGAGGUUGGCUUCUUCUUACAACUCCUUAUGUCAUACGAAGUUCAACCUCCACCGCAGUCGUACCUAAAAAGGACUAACAGUAGCUUUGCUUUUCCCACUGACGAGGGAUAUCCUCCUACGCAAAGGGAAACUCUAAUCCUCAAAAGAAGUUCCGAACCAGUUUAACUUCGUGUCCAACCUUGCGGUCCCUAUCUCUGAAGCAGUGGCGCACGUCAGAUGUGGUGGAAGUCAGGGAAUUUCGGAACGGCGCAUCUUCCUGAAGCUUCUAGGCCUCUUUGAGGGAACACGUGUCGACUUCUUGGAUCCUGUGAACGAGCCAGAGCUGAUUGAGAAGGUGCUGGAGGGAAGCAACAAAGGUAAUAUUCAAAGAGUUUGAAGGGGAAUUUGUGAUGUUAGAUAAAACUUUGUGUCCACAAGGCCCACGUGGUGGAGUCAACGCAGUAUUAUUGCUUGUAAUGAAUAAUAAUUUGAUAAUAAUGGCUGAUAGAUUGUGUUUGUGUUUGUGGUCAUGGUACUACUCCGUAUGGUGGCCGUGUUUGUGUUUGUGGUCAUGGUACUAGUUCGUGUUUGUGGUUGUGUUUGUGGUCAUGGUACUACUCCGUAUGGUGGCCGUGUUUGUGUUUGUGGUCAUGGUACUAGUUCGUGUUUGUGUUUGUGGUCAUAAAACUACUCCGUAUGGUGGCCUUACAGGAAGAUAAAUUUCUGUUCGAUGAAAUAAAUUUCUGUUCGAUGAAAUAUGACACCUUUGCAAUCGACAAGUAGGUUACUUCAUCGAGGAGCUGAUCGCGUGUCCCGCAUGGCACCCUGUGCGAAGCGUGGAGUCCGUCUCUUAUCCCGAAGCCAUGAAGAUGAAGGAAAGCUUGGGUAUGGUCUUCGCAAAGGUGCGCAUCUUUGAACGAUUGGAUGCUGUCAUCGAUGAAGUCGUUUCCCGUGACCGAAAGUUGCGCGCAGCCUGUCUACCGAGUCUGCUCAAGUCAGCGAGUGAGGUGACGACCGCUUCUUGCAGCACAAGUUCAUUCACGGAUCAUGACGUGAGUCCCCCAUCAAGUGUAAGCACGGAUUCGAGUAGGAGGCGAAGCUCUGUGGAUUCAGAGGAUACCCCAACACCCACAGCAGCAGCAGGAGAGCCAGCUGCAGCUAUUAAGAGAAACACCAUCUCGCUACUGCUUAGAUUUAGUUUUUUUGAUGUUUUGAGAUUCAUCAUCAUGCUUCUCCGCGUGAUGUCAUCUGUAGUAAGUACUUGCCCACAGAAGGGAGUUUUCCUCUAAUUCAAACGCCAACAAAGACGGAAAGGGCAUAUCAGCAGAGGCGUUGCUAGGACUACUAGGCAAAGAACUGGAGGUCGCAGAGGAAGAUUACAUUGGCUGCCCAGAUGUUACGAGACACAGCUUUGAGGUAUUAAUUUAUCGAUACCAUGCUGGUUUGUAUCCUAAUAGGUGGCUUUAAGACAGAACACGAACAACAGGAACACCGUUGAUUGAAAGUGCUCGUACUAGAUGAUCCAUUGUUUUUCCAAUUUGCACUUCGACUUUGUUCAACUUUGCCGAUCACUUUCGAUCUUGACCCCCACAUACAAACGUCCCCUUUUCUCAGGUCUUUUUCAAGCUUUUAACGGACCGCUUCCCCACUGAAGAAGAGAGUGCCUUGGCCCACAAGGCGGUUGAUGAGUGGAGAAAGAUGAUCGCCAUGAAGGGUUUAGCAGACCAUGAUCUGAAAAUUCGAUUUCUAGACUUCAUGCGAAAUAGCCUGAAAACAUCCCCCUUCUUCCAAAAGACGCCACAAAGACCAGCUGGGGAGAAGGAUAGUAAAAUUGAUUAUAUCAUGUUUUGUUUGUGUGGUCUUGCGAUUGUACCUGAAGCUGAAUCACAUAAUGUUUUACACCUUCAAACACUACUGCUACUAACUUGUCUUGUUGUUUCUUCCUUAUUUCUUUUACAAAUUUCGCACUGAAAACAACAGCACGAAGCGAAACUCAGAAGAUGGCGGACGACUACGUCUUCGACUGGGACAACGUCAAUACCCUUUCCUGCGUCUUGCAGCCCAUGAUUAUCUCACCGAUGAUCAACUUUGCCGAUGUUUUCUCGAGUUUGAAGAAAAUAUUGGAUUCGAACCCACACUGGCGUGAUGAGAUCUGCGCACCUAGUGAAUUCAGCGAGGCCCCACCAGGAACCCCAGGCCCUUCUGCGAAUACAGGUGAGAAUUUGGGCUUGGUCAAGCGAACACGAAGCGAGGAAGUAGCAGAUCGAGUGGUGUUGUUAUGGUGAAAGUAGACCAUGAAGAAUGUUUCACAUCUUGAUCUCCUCUCAUCUAGAUACUAUACAGACUCUAACCUCAGAAGGAAUGCGAUGCGCACACCCUUUCCCGAUUCUAGAACGCAAGCUGAACAAAGACGUAUCAAAGAACGGGCAAGUGCGAUUCACGAAGGGAACUCAGGUCUUCAUCGAGUACGAUCAAUCGUGUGUGGGACAGCCUGCGGAACUACCAUCGGAGGACGAAGCUGAAAAGAACGAGGGAUCGGGUAGUAUGGUUUUCAAUAGAUGAUAUUAAUAUUUUGUAAUUUUUAGUGUAUUUUUGUGAUCCAUUGUGAAACCUGAUCCAAAUCCCCACUGAAAUCCGAAAUCUUCUGAUCCAGUUCCGCAGCGUCAGCGUCCUACUUAGCUAACUACGUAAGUAAGCACAAGAAGGAAGAACGACCAAGACAGAACAAGAACAACACAACAAGCACGACCCAAGACGUAACAAGGACUGCAUGAUAUCCAUUCUCUUUCCUCAUGCAGGUUUGGUAUAUGUUACCUCGGUGACAUCACGUAAGACAUACUGGGAGGGUCUAAGAUAGACUCAAGCUUAGGCCGGCUUAGUAUGGUCUAUUACAAUUUUUUUUUAACAGAGAAUGAGGAAGAUUAGUGUUGUCUUUUUCUUUCCCACUGUCAUCUCAUCUCAACAUAAAAUUGAUAAUCAACGACAAUUACAUAGAAGCACGCUAAUCAAUUCAACAUCUCCAGUGAACUCCUCAGGUUCCUCAGGAGCCGCUGGUUGUCCGUUCCUUUCUGGCGGAGGUUCGGCUUUAGGUGUUUGCCCCGUCACCGGCAUGCAGUCGCCUUUAGCGGCAACCCGAUUCGACCCCAACCGGUGGCAUGACGAGGGAAAGUGCCCUUUUCUUAAGGCUUCCGCAAAUUCAUCUUCAGAGGCAUCUUCGACACGUUUUCAAGGGGGAAGAAAAAGGUCAGAGAUGCAGCUGCUCUCCAAGAUGAGUACAGAGAAGCUCUAACUUUCGCGCAGUACCUUUCGGUAGCGGAGUGCGCCGUUGCUUUGGUCAGAAAGUCGCCAGAGUGAUCCUCCGAAAGCUGUUGGUGGCCUACGCUCACAACUGGGAUCGAUUCGAUCCAAGCAGAGGACACUCGUACCUGUUAUAGAUUUAGGAUUUCGACUUGUUUUUGCUUUUUUUCUUUCAUUAUAGAAGUACUUCAUUGUUAUAGUUGAAAGACUGACAGAGACACGUCUUCUUCAUCAGUGCCAUCAAAUAAUUAGCACCAAAUAGGAUGAAAAUGAUCACCCGUGAUUGAAUUAUAACCCCCACAGGCAUUCGGGUCGCAAUAACGAUAGCGAUCCAGGAGACACGCUGUACGUUGCCAAAAACCUCCUACGUUGUUUAGGAGACGGUCUUGCCUACCGACUUGGCGGUGGGCAAUAA